AUGAAGCUGUCCACCGUCCUCGCCGGCACUUUCGCCGCCUUUGUCACCGCCGCCCCGGCCGCCGCCCCCGUCGCCGAAGCCGAAGUCGACGCUCCUGUUGCUCUCCCCGUCUUUGAGCGCGGCGUCUUUGAUGCCAAGCGCGUCAACAACCUCAACUUCAGGCAGCAGGACCUGAGCUACCUCUUUGCGCUCAACCAGGGUUCCUUCAACUUUGGUCUCCUUCAGCAACUGGCUCUCCAGAACAACUUCAACAUCUUUGCCUUCCAGGACCUCUUCAACGUCGGCACCUUCAACAUCAAUGCCCUGCUCCAGUUUCAGCAGCUGCAGACUCUUCUGGCCAUUGCACAGACUGGCGUCUUCAACCAGUUUGACCUGGCUGCCCUCAACCUGGGUGCCCUGAACCUGGGCCUGAUCAACGGCAUCGGUGCCUUUGACAUUGCCAGCAUCAUCGAUGUUGGUGUGGUCCCUCAGAUCCAGUCUGUUGUGAGCACUGUCACUCCCACCGUCAUCAUCUAA
This is a messenger RNA of Metarhizium brunneum ARSEF 3297, 516 nucleotides long. RefSeq lists its product as uncharacterized. The record is from RefSeq and is a predicted model, not a curated record. Lineage: Eukaryota; Fungi; Ascomycota; Sordariomycetes; Hypocreales; Clavicipitaceae.